This is a messenger RNA of Lipotes vexillifer (Yangtze River dolphin), 1308 nucleotides long. RefSeq names its product CCM2 like scaffold protein (gene CCM2L). The coding region runs from base 1 to 1308 and encodes 435 amino acids. The transcript is spliced from 9 exons. The record is from RefSeq and is a predicted model, not a curated record. NCBI's taxonomy places the organism in Eukaryota, Metazoa, Chordata, Mammalia, Artiodactyla, Lipotidae. Gene Ontology annotation, biological process: heart morphogenesis.
AUGGAAUAUGAAGUCAAGAAAGGGAAAAAGGGCUUCGUGUCCCCCAUCCGGAGGCUGGUGUUCCCGAAGGCUGGGCGCCGGGCAGCCUUUCGAAGCAGUGUGAGCCGCCGGCCCCUGCAUUCGAUGCCCCUUUAUCCCCCUGACUACCUCAUCGACCCCCAGAUUCUGCUGUGUGACUAUCUGGAGAAAGAGGUCAAGUUCCUGGGCCACCUCACCUGGGUCACCUCCUCACUGAACCCCUCCAGCCGCGACGAGCUCCUGCAGCUGCUGGACACGGCCAGGCAGCUGAAGGAGCUGCCGCUGAAGACCACGGCGGAGCAGGACAGCAUCCUGAGCCUGUCGGCCCGCUGCCUACUGCUCACCUGGCGCGACAACGAGGAGCUCAUCUUGCGUAUCCCCACGCACGAGAUUGCCGCUGCCUCCUACCUGCAGGACGACGCGCUGCACCUGCUGGUGCUUAAGACCGGUCUGGGCGUGGACCCGGUGCCAGCCGGAGUAGACGCCAGCCCCGGCGGCGCGGGGCGUGACCCGGGCCCGCCCGGGGCGGCACCCGAGAAGCGGCGGGUGGGCGCCACGGAGCGGCGCCACACCAUCUGCAGCCUUGACUGGCGGAUGGCGUGGGGCGGGAGCGCGAGCGCCGAGGCCCGGGCGGGGGGCGGCGGCGGCGGCAGCCUGGAGCGCCAGCGCGCCGGGGCGCGGGCGUCGGGCAGCUGGGAGCGGCGGCAGACGACGUUCAGCGGCAGCUGGGAGCGGCGACACGGCGGCGGCGGCGGCGGCGGCGGCGGCGCCGCGGGCAAGCCGGGCGGCAGCUGGGAGCGGAGGCAGGCGGGAGGUGGAGGCAGCUGGGAGCGGCGCCACCCGGGCCCCAACCCGCUCGACCCGCAGGACCCCAGCCCGGACGCCUACUGCAACCUGGUCAUCCUGGCUGUGGCCAACAGGGAUGCUGCAGAGGAGUCCUGCGCCCUCAUCUGUCAGGUCUUCCAGAUCAUCUACGGGGACCAAAGCAUUGAGUGCGUGGACCGGGCCGGCUACCACUACACGUCCACGCCCGAACGGCCGUGGCUCUGCAGCCGCACAAUGGCUCCCAGGACACAUUUGAAGCCUGUUACAGCGGCACGUCCACACCCUCUUUCCAUGGCUCCCACUGCAGCGGCAGCGACCACAGCAGCCUGGGCCUCGAGCAGUUGCAGGAUUACAUGGUCACGUUGCGGAGUAAGCUGGGGCCCCCUGAGAUCCAGCAGUUUGCGCUGCUGCUGCGGGACUACCGGUUGGGGCUGCCCAUCCAGGACUAUUGCGCAGGCCUGCUGA